AAGCGUAUGGAAGUUGGGGAAGUGUUUGACAAUAUAAAAAGCGCCUAAUUGUAUAUUUGUAUGUAUCAUAUCGCUUACAAUUUACACAAACUUUCUCCUGUUAGUAAUGGCGAAGCUGUUAGCCUUAGGUUGCUGGCGAAACCUCUCGCCGCGACCACACUAUCCGUCCAUGCCCAAAUACCCCAAGGCCACCUCCGUCGAGGAGCUCUCCGAGGCCACCGCUCUUUUCUCCGUCGUCGGAAUGAGUUGCGCUGCCUGCGCCGGAUCCGUCGAGAAGGGCGUGAAGCGCCUCCCGGGGAUCCGCGAAGCCAUGGUGGACGUCCUCAACAACCGCGCCCACGUCAUCUUCUACCCCUCCUUCGUCAACGAAGAAAUGAUCCGCGAGGCCAUCGAAAACGCGGGUUUCGAAGCGGCGUUACUGAGCCACGACGACUCCGUUCAAGUGUGCCGCAUCCAAAUCAAAGGCAUGACCUGCACCACCUGCUCCUCCUCCCUCGAAUCGGCUCUUCACGCCACUCAAGGCGUCCUCCAGGCCCACGUGGGCCUGGCCACGGAAGAGGCCCAAGUCCAGUACAACCCAAACCUCCUGAGCCACAACCACAUUCUCCAAGUCAUCCAAGACGCCGGAUUCCAACCCACGCUCAUCACGUCUAGCGAAGACUUAAGCAAAAUAGACCUCCACGUGGAACCCGCCUUAGCCCACCACCCCUCCACCAAACUCAUCCAGGAUUCCCUGCAGGCACUCCCAGGUGUCCUUGCGGUGGACAUCACCCCCGAGUUUAACAAAAUUUCCGUUUCUUACAAACCUGACAUAACCGGACCCAGAGUUUUCAUCAACCUCGUUAACCAAACCGCCAAUUUCAAGGCCAAAAUAUAUCCUACACAAGAAGGACAACGAGACUCUCACAGACGCCACGAAACGAGACGUUAUUACAAGUCUUUCUUAUGGAGCUUGCUCUUUACUAUUCCAGUGUUUCUAACCUCCAUGGUGUUUAUGUAUGUCCCUCCAGUUAAGAACUUGCUUGAGGCCAAAAUUGUCAACAUGCUCACGGUGGGGGAGGUUGCACGGUGGGUGCUGGCCACGCCGGUUCAGUUUGUUCUCGGCUGGCGCUUUUACUACGGUUCGUACAAGGCGCUACGCCGUGGCUCUGCCAACAUGGAUGUUCUCAUUGCGUUGGGAACAAACGCCGCGUAUUUCUACUCGGUGUACUCUGUCGUGAGAGCUGCUACUUCUCGAGACUUGGAGGGGAAUGAUUUCUUUGAGACCAGUGCGAUGCUGAUUUCGUUCAUUCUGCUUGGCAAGUAUCUGGAGAUUCUGGCCAAGGGGAAGACUUCCGAUGCGAUUGCCAAGCUCAUGAACUUGGCGCCGGACACGGCGGUUUUGCUGAGCGUGGACGCGGAUGGGAACGUUGUGGGGGAGGAGGAGAUGGAUGGGAGGUUGGUGCAGAAGGGUGAUGUGAUCAAGGUUGUUCCUGGGGCCAAAGUGGCUUCGGAUGGGUUUGUUGUGUGGGGGCAGAGUCACGUGAAUGAGAGCAUGAUAACGGGGGAGGCGCGUCCUGUCGCCAAGAGGAAAGGGGAUGUUGUUAUUGGAGGGACUGUCAAUGAGAAUGGUGUUUUGCAUGUCAAGGCUACCAGGGUGGGAUCGGAGAGUGCUCUUUCGCAGAUUGUGCGCCUUGUUGAGUCUGCUCAGAUGGCCAAGGCUCCUGUGCAGAAGUUUGCUGAUCGCAUUUCCAAAUACUUUGUGCCUCUCGUGAUCGUGAUCUCGCUUACUACUUGGCUGGCUUGGUUUUUGGCUGGAAGAUUUCAUGCUUACCCCAAGUCUUGGAUACCGUCUUCCAUGGAUAGCUUUGAGCUUGCUUUGCAGUUUGGCAUAUCUGUCAUGGUCAUAGCCUGCCCUUGUGCUUUGGGUUUGGCGACGCCAACUGCUGUUAUGGUUGGCACUGGAGUUGGUGCAUCUCAGGGUGUGCUCAUCAAAGGAGGGCAAGCGUUAGAAAGUGCACAUAAGGUAAAUUGCAUUGUUUUUGAUAAGACGGGUACUCUCACUGUUGGGAAACCUAUGAUAGUGAGAACAAAUCUAUUGACAAAAAUGGUGCUCCAAGAAUUCUAUGAACUUGUGGCUGCAGCUGAGGUUAAUAGUGAGCACCCACUGGCUAAGGCCAUUGUUGAGUAUGCCAAAAGAUUUAGAGAUGAAGAGAACCCUUCUUGGCCAGAAGCACGGGAUUUUGUUUCCAUCACAGGACAUGGAGUAAAGGCCACUGUUCAUAACAAGGAAAUAAUUGUGGGCAAUAAGAGUUUGUUGGCUGAUCAUAACAUUGAAAUUCCUGUUGAUGCCAAAGAUAUGCUUGCCGAGGCCGAAAAAAUGGCUCAAACAGGAAUUUUGGUAUCUAUAAAUGGUAAAGUAGCCGGAGUUUUAGCAGUAUCUGAUCCAUUGAAACCAGGUGCUCAAGAAGUCAUUUCCAUUCUCAAGUCCAUGAAAAUCAAGUGCAUCAUGGUAACUGGGGACAACUUUGGAACUGCUAGUUCUAUUGCGAGGCAAGUAGGAAUUGAAAGUGUUAUUGCUGAGGCCAAACCGGAUCAGAAAGCAGAGAAAGUGAAAGAAUUGCAGGCUUCUGGGUACACUGUGGCUAUGGUGGGAGAUGGUAUCAAUGAUUCACCUGCACUUGUAGCAGCAGAUGUGGGAAUGGCAAUAGGUGCUGGUACAGACAUUGCUAUUGAGGCUGCUGAUGUUGUCCUCAUGAAGAGCAACUUGGAGGAUGUCAUAACUGCCAUUGACCUUUCCAGAAAAACAUUUUCCCGCAUUCGCCUCAAUUACUUUUGGGCUCUGGGUUAUAACAUAUUGGGAAUCCCAAUUGCUGCUGGAGCUCUUUUCCCCUCCACAAGGUUUCGAUUGCCACCUUGGAUUGCUGGGGCUGCCAUGGCUGCCUCCUCUGUCAGCGUCGUUUGCUGUUCUCUGUUGUUGAAAUAUUACAGGAGACCCAGGAAGCUGGACAACCUUGAGAUACGAAGCAUAAGGAUCGAGUCAGACUGAUAUGAUGCAUCACGAUUGAUGGUUUUGCUUUAGCCAAUUUUUCAUGUAUAUAAGUGUUAUAUUGUGAUGAUUUAGUUUUGUGUACAAAAGUGGAAAGCUCUUUUCUUCUUUUCCUUGUAAAACUCAGUCUUUUGCACAAUUAAAUGUACUUGUUUCUAAAAUUUACAAAUUUGCUGAAACGAAGCUAUG
This is a messenger RNA of Cajanus cajan (pigeon pea), 3217 nucleotides long. Its product is annotated as putative copper-transporting ATPase HMA5. Gene Ontology annotation, biological process: monoatomic cation transport. Gene Ontology annotation, molecular function: ATP binding; ATP hydrolysis activity; copper ion binding. Gene Ontology annotation, cellular component: membrane. The record is from RefSeq and is a predicted model, not a curated record. NCBI's taxonomy places the organism in Eukaryota, Viridiplantae, Streptophyta, Magnoliopsida, Fabales, Fabaceae.